GCAGGCAGGCGGGGCCAGCCCAGCACUUAGGAGUGUGCGUCAGUCCGUCAGUCCGCUGCCUCCGAGCAAGCCACUGCACCGCCGACUGCAGACACGGACCUCACCAUGAAGCUGGCCCUCCUGCCCUGGGUCCUGCUGCUGCUUGCGACAGUCCCCGGCCCAGGUCCCAGGCCCACAGCAGAUGCUCAGGACAGCUGCUCUCUGCGCUGUGGGAACCAGAAUGGGACCUGCUCCUGCCACCCAACCUGCUCAGGCCUUGGCACCUGCUGUCCAGACUUCCGUGACUUCUGCCUGGAGAUCUCACCCUUCUCAGGCUCCAUGAUGGGCGGCAAGGACUUUGUGGUGCGCCAUUUUAAGUGGUCCACACACACAGAAGGUGUGAUCUGCAGAUUUAAGGAGAGCAUCCAGAUCCUUGGCCAUGUGGACUCCUUGGGACAAGUGCACUGCGUGUCACCCUUGCUCUAUGAGACUGGCCGCAUCCCUUUCACCAUCUCAAUGGACAAUGGCCGCUCCUUCCUGCGUGCAGGCACCUGGCUGGCUGUACAUCCUAACAAAGUGUCACAGUCCGAGAAGGGCCAACUGGUGAACGAGACCCGCUGGCAAUACUACGGCACCCCAGGCACCACCACAGGGAACCUCAGUGUCACCUGGGACACCUCGGUGCUGUCCACACAGACCGUCAACAUCGAGCUGUGGGGCUACGAGGAGACAGGGACACCGUACUCAGGAAACUGGAUAGCAAAGUGGUCAUAUCUGUACUCUCUGGCCACAAACGCCCCCAACUCUGGCUUCUUUACUUUCAUUCCUGAACCUGCACUUGCCUCCUACCAGAAGUGGAGGGUGGGUGCGCUGCGGAUCACUGCCAGCAAACACUACCAAGGCGAGAAGGAUGUGCUGGCAAUCUGGACCAAUGAGCACGCACUGGCUUGGCACCUGGGGGAUGACUUCCGGAAAGACUCUGUGAGCUGGGCCCGUGCACAGUGCCUGGACUGGGAGGAGCUGGAAGACAAUCUGCCCGAUUUCCUAAAGGAGCUGCCGGACUGCCCUUGCAACCUGGUCCAGGCCCGGGCUGACACCGGCCGCUUCUUCACGGACUACGGCUGUGACAUUGAGCAGAACAGCACUUGCACCUAUCACCCGGGGGCCGUGCACUGCGUUCGCUCUGUGCAGGCCAGCCCCAGGUUCGCCUCGGGCCAGCAGUGCUGCUACAGGAAAGACGGCUCACAGCUCCUGACCGCCGACUCCAUUGGCGGCAGCACACCCGACCGUGGGCACGACUGGGGCGCGCCUCCUUACCGCACACCACCCCGUGUGCCCACCUUGUCCCACUGGCUUUACGAUGUCAUGAGCUUCUACUACUGCUGCCUCUGGGCACCCGAGUGCUCCCGAUACAUGCAGCGGCGGCCUUCCAGUGACUGCCGCACCUACCGUCCCCCGCGCCUGGCCUCUGUCUUCGGGGACCCCCACUUCGUUACCUUCGACGGCACCAAAUUCACGUUCAAUGGGCGUGGCGAGUACGUGCUGCUGGAGGGGGAGGCGGACGGGAAGGACCUGCGGGUUCAGGCGAGAGCCGAGCCCACGACACUGACCAGUGGCACCCAGGCCCGUGGCACGGGGCUGACGGCCGUGGUAGUCCAGGAGGACAGCUCGGACGUGGUGGAAGCACGGCUGGCUCAUAGGCCUGGGGUCCUGGAGGUGCUGCUGAAUUCCGAGGUGCUCAGCUUUGCCGAGCAGAGCUGGAUGGACCUGAACGGCUUGUUCCUGUCAGUAGCUGGUGAGGACAAAGUAUCAAUCAUGUUGUCAUCGGGGGCUGGCCUGGAGGUCAGCAUACAGGGCCCCUUCCUGAGUGUGGCUGUCCUGCUGCCUGAGAAGUUCCAGAAUCACACCCGCGGUCUCCUUGGGACACUCAAUAACAACCCUGCUGAUGAUUUCACCCUGCGAAGUGGGAUGGUCCUGCCCUCGAAUGCCAGUGCCCAGGAGCUGUUCCAAUUUGGGGCUGAAUGGGCUGUGCACAACAGCUCCUCCCUGUUCACCUAUGACUCCUGGUCGUUGGUCUACAACUUCCUGUACCGACCCAAGCACGACAGCACCUUCAAGCCCCUCUUCUCCGACGAAAUUGUCCUCAGCCCGGACCAGGCAGAAGAGGUAGCUAAGCUGUGUGGGGACGACCAUUUCUGCAAGUUUGAUGUGGCGGUCACUGGGAACCUGAUCGUGGGCAAUGUGACACGGGCGGCCCACCAGAUGCACCAGGAGCGCCUUCAGAGCCUGCAGCCUGUGGUGUCCUGUGGCUGGCUGGCUGCGCCUUCCAACGGGCACAAGGAAGAUUUCAAGUACCUGGUGGGCUCCACCGUCCGCUUCCACUGUGAGAGCGGCUACAGCUUGGCCGGGGCGGACACUAGCACCUGCCAGGCUGAUGGCACUUGGUCCGCACCCACCCCGGAGUGUCAGUUAGGACGGAGCUACACAGUGCUGCUGAGCAUCAUCUUCGGAGGCCUGGCAGUCGUGGCGCUGGUGGCCAUCAUCUACCUGCUGCUGCGCCGCAGGAAGAACAUGAACCUGUGGCGUUCCCAUCCCUGAGACCAGAGCACACUCAGGCAGCAGCACAGGUUCGUGUCGGAGCCAAGACAAGACCCUGCCUGCCAGGAGAAGGCUGUAGAUUACCAGUCACAGGCGUGCUAAGCUGUGGUUCCCGGAUCUAAGGGCUGGGCACCCAGUACCUGGGGUUAUAAUUCUUGUGGGCCCAAGACCCAGUGUCUGAUCUCAUCUCAGCCCUGAGGCUUGGUACCUGUACCUUGCUCUGUUCCCCAUAUUACUUAAGGCUAUAUAAUUCCUUAGACCUGAGACUUCACACUCUGGAAUUCUAAUAGCUGUGUCCUGAGCCCUAAUGCAUCAGAAACUCGGAUUCCAUACCUCACUCCCUGUGGCCUGAGGGCACAGACAGACUGUUCCCCUCCAUCCUGUGGGGCCCCCAUUGCCAAGGUGCCUUGGCUCCUGCACCUUCCGUCCAACCUGAGACCCUAGUGGGCCCAGCCACAGGGCAAAGAGAGGCCUUAGCGCCCCCAGAAAAGCAAGGACUGCAGGAAGGGAACGAGCCAGACUCUACACUCCAGGCUUAUAUUUCUACCUCUUCUGGAUGUUGCUUGAUAACACCCCCUCUGUCUGUAUGAGGAGAAAACAAGCUUCCCGUGUCCUUUC
Messenger RNA from Cavia porcellus (domestic guinea pig), 3195 nucleotides. RefSeq names its product sushi domain containing 2 (gene Susd2). The record is from RefSeq and is a predicted model, not a curated record. Bases 106 to 2577 code for a protein of 823 amino acids. The transcript is spliced from 15 exons. NCBI's taxonomy places the organism in Eukaryota, Metazoa, Chordata, Mammalia, Rodentia, Caviidae.